Messenger RNA from Penicillium salamii, 1893 nucleotides. NCBI's taxonomy places the organism in Eukaryota, Fungi, Ascomycota, Eurotiomycetes, Eurotiales, Aspergillaceae. The record is from the annotation of a GenBank genome assembly.
AUGUCGGUCAUGAAGCGAGUGACCCAAAGAGCAUCACAGGCGUGUAUCAAGUGCAGAAAAUCAAAACUCAAGUGCGAGAGAGAUUCAGGUUCACGUGUGUGUCGCCGGUGUCUGUUGACUUCGUCUUCCUGUAGCCACAAAAACCAGUGUGUUGUGACCUCUGCUCCAACCAAGCAGGUUUAUCAAAGAUACACCAGCACUAAUUUACAUACCAGGCCCGAAAAGGAAUUGCAAUCCGUGUCAAUGGAUCUGUCAUACUCGGUCAGUGGGCUUCUCGAGGCCUUUUCCAAUGCCGAGGAUGUAGAUUGGCUUAAUGCGAGCGGGGGAAACCAGGGUCCCUUUGCGGAAUUCAUUGCCUCAGGAAGUAAGCCGAUAUCCGACCAACCUCACAUGUCCUCGACGCGCAAUGUGCCCCAAACAUAUCCACUCGACAGUUACCUCACAACGAUCAAUGAGCUACUCUCACCGCAAACCCCGGAUUUGGUUCUGGGAGAAUGUCAUCAACCACCGGAAUUACAGAGGACAUUCAAAACUCGACUCCCGAAUGUCUCCCCAGAGACGGAAGAAUAUCUGAAUUUGAAGGGAGCGUUGAGAAUUGUUCCCAUCGAUCUUCGAAACCAGCUGAUCGGAGGCUAUAUCAAAUAUGUGCACCCUCUUCUUCCGAUCAUCGAUCUACAAAGGUUCUUAUCGGAUGUCAUGCUUGAAGACGAGUCCCAGUUUGAAAGUCCACUUCUUCAUCAAUGCGUGAUGCUAGCUGGCAGUGCAUUUAUUGAACAAGGGGAUGCCAUAAAGGCCGGCUUCUCGUCACGGAAAGCCCUGCGCAGAACAUUAUUUGGGCGAGCCAAGAUUCUCUAUGAGUUCGACACUGAGCCCAACGCAUACAUCCAAAUUCAAGCUCUGUUACUUAUGAUGCAAUGGCACGGAAGCGGGGCAGGCCAUAAAGAUCCAACAUACUGGUUCGAUCUUGCAUAUUCAACAGCAGAGCGUGUUGGCUUGCUCAAGGAUCUGGAACCAGGGAGCUUCUCCCACAAGCAUAGACUGUGGUGGUGUCUUUAUGCUCGCGACCGCAUUCUUUCACUCGGCUUUCGUCGGCCACUGCGCAUUCCCAACGGUGAUGUCACGAUGUCAUUGUUAGACUCCACCAAGUACUAUUCAUCUGAACCAUACCACGAGCUCAUCCUAGCGAUGCUAGGAGAAUCAUCUGCUAUGUUGAGCUGGGAGAACCAGGAAAGGAUGAUGCUAUUGUUCAUCCAGGAGAUCAAGCUGGUCCAUUGCAUCGGACUUAUUAUAGAGCACUUCUACCAAGAUGUUUGGUCAAUAUCGCCAUCCGGGUGCUCUAUUUACUCCCUCGCUCCCAAAUCAAAAGUAUCACGAGCUGCCAUGGUAGGAUGUGAAAAACUCCUCAAGACUUGGAUACAGAACCUCCCUGCUCCGGCACAUUAUUUCCCGCCAUCAUUAUUGCAGGACUAUCACCCAGGAUCCCCAGAUAUUGUCCUUCUUGUUCACCAAUCAUUUCUAUAUCUUCUUCAUCUCACUACAACGUCGAUUCUCUGCCAAGUCGCGCCGGAUGAAGCAGAUGAUCUCCGAGCCACUAUAAUGCCGGAGAUAGGACAAUUGACAUCGCGGGUGAUCGAGACACUCCAUGAGCUCCACGACUGUAGCAUGCUUCAUCUUCUUCCCGGGAGCACGGUUACCAUUCUGUUGAUCAUUCUCGAGGCAAGUUUGCCAGGGCUGAAGGUGUCUGACAAUAUUGUGCGAAUGCAGGCCAUGUCCAAUUUAUACGGCUGCGAAGAAGCAGCUAGCCAUUUAUUGCAAACGUAUCCAGCCGCUGAGAUUGUUCUUUCUCAGGCGCAGACUGCACGUGGACAUCUCUUGGGGUUGAUAGCCACUUGA